AUGGUAAAUAUUCAUUGUGAUGGUACUAAUUUUAUAGCAGUGAGAUCCAAAAUCGUAACAGAUGUAGAAGACCUUGAUCCAUCAGAAGUGCUUAAAGAAAUGAAGUCAUCACUUGCCUCAAAUUUGGAUUCAUUAUGGAGAGAUGCCAAUGGAGAAUUAAAAACGAAUGAUGAUAAAGCACGAUAUCCUUCCAUUAGAGAUGCUCAAAGUGGGACUUCUUCGCCACUUAAUGUCGACACCGAUGACAUUAUCACGUAUAUGCACUUACCUGGUUCACAACAAAAUGUCGUUCCGAUCUAUUUUCACCAACUUACUCUUUCCUCAGACGGUACAUCCGGUCAACAUGGAAAUGCUGAACUGAUCAACAUGGACAAUAAGCACUUCUCGGAUAGCUUGAAUGUCGCCGACUACAGGGAGAGUACCAAUGAAGGAUCAAAAACAGAUGCUCAAAGUGGGACUUCUUCGCCACUUAAUGUCGACACCGAUGACAUUAUCACGUAUAUGCACUUACCUGGUUCACAACAAAAUGUCGUUCCGAUCUAUUUUCACCAACUUACUCUUUCCUCAGACGGCACAUCCGGUCAACAAGGAAAUGCUGAAGAGAGCAACAUCGAUAACACAUCAAUGAAGGAUCAAAAACAGGUCAAUGAAGGAUCAAAAACAGACGAACGAAGCUACGAAUGUGUCUAUCGAGGAUGUACUAUGGUCACAAAAGAUUACAAUGAAUAUAUAGCACAUAGAAAAGCACAUGGUCAACCCUUCAUCUAUGAAUGUAAAGUGCCCGGUUGUGGACGGACAUUCGAUCGUAAACCAUCAUUUUACAAUCACAAGCAAACGCAUGAAUAUCAUCAUCAGUGCAAGUGCUGUGGCAAAUUCUUUAGUACCAAAAAUGGACUACAAAAACACAAGAAGAACUGCCCAACAAAAUUUCAUAGACGAGGUUAUGAAUGCCUUUAUUCUGGAUGUGCUGUGAUCUCGAAAAGUUUCAACGAUAAUCUAAAGCAUAAAAAAACACACAAUGAACCUUUUAUUUAUGAAUGCAAAGUGUCCGGUUGUGGACGAACAUUCAACCAUGAAUCAUCGUUACGCGACCACAAGCAAACGCAUGAACCUCCUCAGUGCAAGGACUGUGGCAAAUUCUUUUGCCGUAGGACUGCAUUAAAUUUUCACAAGAAAUCGUGUUCCAGAGCUCCUAGUUAG
Messenger RNA from Brugia malayi, 1200 nucleotides. RefSeq lists its product as uncharacterized. Gene Ontology annotation, molecular function: DNA-binding transcription factor activity, RNA polymerase II-specific; RNA polymerase II cis-regulatory region sequence-specific DNA binding. Lineage: Eukaryota; Metazoa; Nematoda; Chromadorea; Rhabditida; Onchocercidae. The record is from RefSeq and is a predicted model, not a curated record. The transcript has 6 exons. The coding region runs from base 1 to 1200 and encodes 399 amino acids. Gene Ontology annotation, biological process: regulation of transcription by RNA polymerase II.